AAUUUAUUUAUGAAAUGUUAAAAAGUUAAAUAAACAAGAAACAACACAUAUAUUAAGGAAAAAACAAUAGAAAUUAUGAAAGAAAUAACGUCCAUUAUUACGUUACUUCUUAUACAGCAUGUUUUAAGUUACGUUAGAGAAGGUGAAAGGUGUGUAGACAAGACAAGUAGAGUUUCAGGUCAAUGUUUACAGCCACAACAUUGUCAAUCCGCGAACAAAGAUUUUUUCGAACGUGGAAUACGACCGACAUUUUGCGAAUAUUCAAACAAAAGAAUUUUAAUAUGCUGUACAGAGAAACAACAAGUAAGACCCAGCGUUCGACCAGUGUGGCAAAAUAACAACGCGAACAGCAACAAAUUUCGAGCAUUAGAAAGAGUUAGUGAAAGGAAAUGCAAAGAAUACAAUAAGGGUGUUGUGCCAAUUUAUUUCGGAAAAUACAUCUUUGGUGGAACUAACGCAAAUCCUGAAGAUUUCCCACAUAUGGGUGCAGUUGGUUGGCUGGACUACCUAGGUGACUACAACUUUGGAUGUGGCGGAAGCCUUAUAAGUCCGAGGUUUGUGUUAACCGCGGGUCAUUGUAUCAGUAAAGCUAGAAGCAUCAAUCCUCUGCCGGUUAUUGUCCGACUGGGUAAUGUCGACUUGGAUCCAAAGUAUAAGGAUGGAUACCCCUUAAUUGAUGCUACAAUAAGGACUAUACAUAAACAUCCAGACUACAGACCACCUUCACGUUACAAUGAUAUUGCGUUACUGGAAUUGACACAAGAUAUGAAUAUCACUGAUGAUGUACGUCCAGCUUGUCUAUGGACGAAAUAUGAUUUCGAGAAUUACACUACAGUUACUGCGACUGGAUGGGGCGUCACUGAAAACACAACAAUACCGACCAACGUACUUCAAAUGGUGAGUUUAAAUUUGUACAGCAAUGAAGUCUGCGAUCCUGUAAUGCCGAGAGAUCGAAAUUGGAACGGCUUUGCUCCGACACAAAUGUGCGCGGGGGUAUUUACUGGAGGAAAAGAUACGUGUCAGGGUGACUCCGGCGCGCCUCUUCAAAUAACGCCAAAGCCGCGAGAGAAGAUCCAUUAUAUUGUGGGAGUGACGUCAUUUGGUGGUCGUUGUGCCCAAAAAGGACACCCAGCUAUAUACACUAGGGUAUCUAGCUAUCUAGAUUGGAUAGAGAGUAUCGUUUGGCCUAAUGAAUAAACUAUUAUUUAAAAAAAACAUAACUCUAUGUUAAAAACCAUAGUGUGUCUAAGAUAGAUAAGUUUGACAACUGACGCCUUUAAAGUAUCGAAUUCAUUUUGUAUUGGGUGCACUUAACGGAUGGUUGUCAUAGUGUCGGAUCGACGCACAUCGAAUAACAUUGAACUAUCGAGAAUCUUGUAAUAAAAUUAAUCAAACAAUUGACUACUGUAAUUUAUUUAUUAAACUUUUUGAAGUCAUUACAAUUUUGCGAUGUAACACACAAGUGCCUAUCACCACCUCAAAGGCCGGCAACGCAUCUGCGGUUCCUCUGGUAUUGCAGAUGUCCAUGGGCGUCGUUGAACACC
Messenger RNA from Papilio xuthus (Asian swallowtail), 1544 nucleotides. Its product is annotated as serine protease snake-like. Gene Ontology annotation, molecular function: serine-type endopeptidase activity. The record is from RefSeq and is a predicted model, not a curated record. The transcript has 10 exons. Lineage: Eukaryota; Metazoa; Arthropoda; Insecta; Lepidoptera; Papilionidae. Gene Ontology annotation, biological process: proteolysis. Bases 76 to 1197 code for a protein of 373 amino acids.